AUGAUUGACCUCCCACUCUUGCUCUUCCUAGAGCCUGACAUCUCUCUACGAAAUGUAUGCGAAAGAGAGGGAUGCAAGGGAGAAAGCAGCGGAAAGAAAACUGAGGGAUGCAAUCGAAUUGGCUGCAUCUCACUACGACAGAGCGACUUGAAUGGAGAAGAUUCGAUCACGCAAGAGGAGCGGAGGAAAAUAAAUGCAGACUAUCGCAGCGAUGACACCCAUUUGGACACCACGUGUCGAGGUAGAGCGUUCCUUAAUUUUAGGAUAAAUGUCGAGUUGACGGAAGAAGAUCGCAAGUUCGCCAUCGACUCCGUGGCAGUGCACAACACGUACAGGGUGAAACAUGGAGUCUCCCCUCUCAAACUCGACGAGAAUAUGUGGAAGGAGGCGAAGGAAUGGGUCAGACGCAUGAACGAUUCGGAAGAAAUCAUGCAUCUGCAGGGCGGAAAAUACGGGGUAAACGUCUACUGCGCAAAAUACACGGUUGGGAACUUCACAAUCAGCUCCCAUGCCUUCGUUGAGAGGUGGUACUCCGAGAUCGAACAACAUCGAUACGACCAUGAACCUACCGGUAAACUGUCAACUGCGGCCUUCGACGAGCAGUGCACCCGAGACGAUGAAUGCGACCCGCGGGCGACCAUGGGCUCGGUGAACUCGGUGAACCUUUUGGGGAGUGGACCGGAGCAGGCGGUGUGCAAGGAAGGAAUUUGCACGUGCAAUGAAGAGAAGUGGUUCUUCCCGCUGCUUCAGAAGUGCGUUCCGGGGUCGGAAAUCGAUGACAAGUGCGACAAGGACACGCCUUGCAUACCCGACGAAGCGAUGGAGUGCAGCACCGAAGGGAAGUGUCGGUGCAAGGACGGCUUCGAGGACCAAAAGCAUUGUUCUGGGGCGAGCGAGAUCACAGGUACGGUCUACCUCCUUCUCACCUCUUUCUUCCCACACGUCUGGUUCUCAUGA
Darwinula stevensoni is the source of this 957-nucleotide messenger RNA. NCBI's taxonomy places the organism in Eukaryota, Metazoa, Arthropoda, Ostracoda, Podocopida, Darwinulidae. The record is from the annotation of a GenBank genome assembly.